This is a messenger RNA of Marmota flaviventris (yellow-bellied marmot), 2162 nucleotides long. It is a transcript of the gene Znhit1, whose product is annotated as zinc finger HIT-type containing 1. Gene Ontology annotation, biological process: chromatin remodeling. NCBI's taxonomy places the organism in Eukaryota, Metazoa, Chordata, Mammalia, Rodentia, Sciuridae. The record is from RefSeq and is a predicted model, not a curated record.
CGGGCUGCGGAGCCGCCCGCUUCGAGGAGGAGCGGGGCUGGGGCUCCGCCCUGGAAAAAAGGCGUAACCCGAGGCCCCGGAGAACUGGAGAUGCAGGCGCCGAGACAAGUUCGCUCCCAGGACCCUGGACAGCGCCGGGUGCUGGACCGGGCUGCCCGGCAGCGCCGCAUCAACAGGCAGCUCGAGGCCUUGGAGAAUGACAACUUCCAGGACGACCCCCACGCAGGCCUCCCCCAACUCGGCAAGAGGCUGCCUCAGUUUGACGAUGAUGCAGACACUGGAAAGAAAAAAAAGAAAACUCGAGGUGAUCAUUUUAAACUUCGCUUCCGAAAAAACUUCCAGGCCUUGCUGGAGGAGCAGAACCUGAGCGUGGCGGAGGGCCCCAACUACCUGACGGCCUGCGCAGGGCCCCCGUCCCGCCCUCAGCGCCCCUUCUGUGCUGUGUGUGGCUUCCCUUCCCCCUACACCUGCGUCAGCUGCGGAGCGCGGUACUGCACGGUGCGCUGUCUGGGCACCCACCAAGAGACCAGGUGUCUGAAGUGGACUGUCUGAGCCUGGGGUCUCCAGAGAGGAAGGACCUCCAUGCACCACCAAGGAAGCGCCCUGAACAGAGGGAGGAGCCACGUGCUCCCCUAGCACAGCUCUGUUGUCCCUGCAGGGACAGCCAGUCUUGCUCCUGGGGUCAUCCAGCAGGGUGGGCCCAGCCUGCAGAGUGCUGUGGUAAUAAAAGGCCUGGUGCCCGGAGCCUCCCUGCUUGGUUGUGGGGUGUUUGGGGGUGAGGGUCAUGGGCCACCUGUCGCUCCUACUUACUGCUGUCUUCCUCUGACCUGCCACUUGCCGCUGCCCUUCUGUGUCUGACCAUGGGGAAUUUUGUCCCAUUCUCCUGCCACUCCGUCGUCUUGCCUUUGCCUUUCUUAACUGAUCCAUGUGUCUUCACAGUCCAUAGGAAAUCCAGCUACCUUGAAGCAGAAGCCACCAUUCUGUGAGAAAGCCCAGGUGACUCCGAGGCUGUGGGCAGGUGUCCUCACUUGCAGACCCGGGGGGGCCAGGCCUUCCUUCUUCAGCACUGAUUUAGUUUGGUUUUGCUUUUGAUUUCUCUGGUUCCUCUUACUAUUUUUGAAGUACAUGUAGGUUCCAGGGCUGGGUAACAGAAACUGGGCGAGGGCUAGAGCCGGGAUACAGGAUGCUACUGUGAAGGUGCCAGUCCUGACUUUAUCUGGAGCUUAGCCAAGUGGGAGUGGCCAGAGAGCCUUUGUCCCUGCUGCCCCUGUCUGAGAAAGCAGUUGUCUUUAGAAGCCCCUGUUGUCUGUGACAACAAUUGUGUCAAAUUAUUGGCAGCCCUGACUCCAGAAGUUCCUGGAAGACGUGGGGAUUGCAGCGUAGAGCUUCCUGGCCUGGUGGUGCUGCAUGCGGGGGUGCCAGGCCUUCUCUGCCUCAUUUUGAGGAUUGCAAACCCUAAUCCCAUAAGCUCCUUGGAGUCCAUUGUUAAGCCACAGCAAGGCAGGGGCUUUGGGAGUAUUUGUUGAGCAAAUGACCUUAAUAAGAUGUUAAUGAGAUGGCAACCAGGACAAUGCCAGGCACUGCCUCAGGCUCUUCACUGCUCUUUGGGACAGUGUUUUCUGGGGACCUGCUUUCCCUUUCUCUGAAAACUUGUGGCAGGCCAGAUGGUAUUAAUGACAGCUUCACAGGAGUUGGUAGUGACCAUAGGGUUUGGAGAGAAUUCAGGUGUGGUGAUCGUAGAAAUGAGGUGAGGUUGUUUUUCCUUGAAUCAAAAGGUGGGGUGUUCCCCUAGAAUCUAGGCCGGCUAAUGACUCCCCCAACAUGAUACCCACAGUCCUGCCCUGUGGCUAGGACACUUGCUUUUGGGUCCCCAAGACUGUCCAUAGGAAAUCCAGCUACCCUGAAGCAGAAGCCACCAUUCUGUGAGGAAGCCCAGGUGACACCAAGGCUGUGGGCAGGUGCCCUCACUUACAGACCCAGGAGGGCCAGGCCUUCAAAUCCUGCCAUCCCAGCCUCAGUCACAGGUGAUUGUGCCCCUGGCAUCAGUUCACCUUCAGCUUUCCGUCUCACAUCCAGAGAGAGAGAAGCCGCCUCGCUGUGCUGUGCCUGUUCAGAUUCCUGAGUUACAGAAUCUGUGUGCAGAAUAAAAUAGUGGAAUUAUG